AUGCUCGAUCGAGCUCGAGCAGCGCACAACAGUGUGGAUUUUGAGUCGCUCGCCGCUGGACCAGAGAGUAGCGGACCGUGGCAGCGCGUGGAAGGGAAAGACAACUUUGUUGUGUUCAAGCGCCCGUCGUCUGCAGAGAUCAAAGAGAACAAACUACCGGGCCUCGAGGUCAUGUGUGCAGGGUGCCUCGAUGCAAGCCUCGAGGAAGUGGCGAGUGUUCUCCGAUCUAACUCCGAGAUGGAACAUUCCAACACCAUGGAGGGGCUUUACGCCAAGAACUUCAUUUUCGGCUCCCUCGAUCGCGAGGUGCCAUCGCUGGAGGAGCAUCAGAACCAAGACGACGACUCGAACGCUGACACGAGCGAGCAGCUCAGCGUCAAGACCAGCAGUUUCAAGCGCACGACAGCCUUCGGGCGCAACGAGCAGUGGUGCUUCACCGACCUCUUCCAGCGGAGUAUUGAACGAGACGGGUUCACCGUAACGCAGUGCGCCUUGCCACCUUACGAGCCUACUCAUGGCCGCGUUGUUGCGGUCAACGCUCGAGUGGAUCAGCUGUAUGGACUCAACGCCGCGUGCUUGGUCAAUCGGCUACCAGAGAGUAAGGGCCUGCGAGUCGUGUACAACGCGUGGUUCGAGGAGCUUCUCAUCGUCGAGGGCUCUGUCAACGGUAGCGACAGGAGUUUGUACCUUGGCAACAGCCGACGAAGCUCUGCAUUAAGCGUGACGUCGUCCUCGAGCUCGAACAACGUCGAGCUCUCCAUGGCGAGCAGCGAUAGUCGGAGCUCGGGAUUGAGCGAGGUGUCUUCCACCUCGAGCGCUGCAGCUCUUUAUGAGGCCGCAGACGGCAAGGCUCAGCUUCGACGACUGCUGUCGCUAGCUCACGGCAUGACAAAGCUUCCCGAUCUCAUCCGACGACGUCGGUUUGGGCUACAAGUGCCCGCCGACUUGGAAAAUGUGCAAGUAGCCAACACGCGCUGCCCAUGCUGCACUCACAGCUUGGCCCCCGUCAAUAUGUCGCUUUCAAUGGCCGCCUCAGCCAUCGCCAAGAGGAGCUUCCGAUCGAUGAAGAUGGACACUAGACGGUGCUAUCUGUGUGGAUAUCUCGUGUGCAUCGACUGCUGGAACGCCGAGUACAUGGAGAGCACCGUCGGACGUGUAGUCGCCAUCGUAGUUUGCACUCGAUGCCACGCCGCAGUGAAAGCUUGCGAUUAUUCAGAAGCGUUUGCUCCUGGGCAGGAAGACACACGCGGGCCCGUGAAGGUUGUCGCCGACGAACCGGAAAACGCCACAGCCUCGCUGUUGACAGACUUCUUGGCUGCGUCGUUGGCCAACGCUCCGGCCGGUGGCUCUGAUCGUGCUGCAAUUGUCUCGCUAGUCCGGACAUUACUCCAAAGUGAAUCCACGGGUAGCGAGAGCGACGAAGUGUACGACGACGACAGCGACUACGAGGAAGAACUCAGCGACGAAGACAUAAGCAAUAACGUCGCCGUGGUGGAGCUCGGCAAGUACUUGGGCGAUGCAGACCAAUACCCAGAGCUGGAGUCGUGCGUCUUCGCUAACUCAGAGCGACGAGGGUAUGCCAUCGAUCUUCCGGACGAUCCAGUGGCCAUGGUUCCGCCCACAUUGUACCCGAGCCAUGAAGAUGCACGCCUUCGACUGAUCACCAAGAAGGGGUUGCUGCUGCUCGGCACUCAACUGGCACCGCUAGACCCAGCUCCAGACGUGUCGUACGAUGACGUCUGCAACGUCCAGGACCUCGACUUGUUGUGCCAACUUGCUGUGCGCGCUUCGGGCUGCGCCAACGCGUUCGUGUCCAUCAUGGGCUCGGAACAUCUCCACAUCUUGUCGUCCUCGAACCCGGCCUUCUGCCACGCCACCAUGCCACGAGAGCACACUGUCUGCCAGCACACCAUCAUGACUCCCAAGCCUUUCAUCAUCUCGCAUCCAGAGGCGGACGUGCGUUUCCACGAGCUUGGAGCCAUUAAGGCGCUGUCGACGCGUUGCUACAUGGGCUUCCCGCUGAAUGUGGCGAUAACCGAUGAGAACGAGACCACCGAGGGUGAAAUGGCGAUUGGAACGCUGUGCUGCGUCGACCCAAGCGCUCGGUCUGAGCUCACACAUUCGCAGUACACCACCUUGACGAGGCUUGCGGACACGGCGUCCAGGUUAAUCCAGCUUAAGGGUCGCCAGCUUCUACAGCAGCACCGUGAUCUACAUGCAGUCGUAUCCUAG
Messenger RNA from Phytophthora sojae, 2232 nucleotides. RefSeq lists its product as hypothetical. The record is from RefSeq and is a predicted model, not a curated record. Gene Ontology annotation, molecular function: protein binding; electron transfer activity; heme binding. Bases 1 to 2232 code for a protein of 743 amino acids. The transcript has a single exon. Lineage: Eukaryota; Oomycota; Peronosporomycetes; Peronosporales; Peronosporaceae.